AUGUGGGCCGGCGGUGCUGGGAGCCCUCGGCGGGGCCAAGCCCCGAUGCCCACCGAUGACCUCUUUGCCCGUAAGCUGCGCCAGCCAUCCCGGCCCCCGCUGACCCCCCACACCUUUGAGCCACGGCCAACCCGGGGUCCGCUCCUGCGCAGCGGCAGCGAUGCGGGCGAGGCCCGGUCCCCCACACCAGCCAGCCCUCGGGCUCGGGCCCAUAGCCACGAGGAGGCUAGCCGUCCUGCCGCGACCCCCACCCGGCUCUUCACGGACCCACUGGCGCUGCUGGGGCUGCCGGCCGAGGAACCAGAGCCCUCCUUCCCGCCCGUGCCAGAGCCCCGCUGGUUUGCCCACUACGAUGUGCAGAGCCUGCUCUUUGACUGGGCACCAAGGCCCCGGAGCCUGGGGGGCCACACGGAGGCCGUCCCUGGUACCCUGGCCUCCACCGAGGACCGGGCCUCCAGCUCCGACCUGCUGCUUGGGGCGCCUGGCUUUGUGAGCGAGCUUGGAGGUGAGGGCGAGCUAGGCCUGGGAGGACCUGUGUCCCCACCUGUACCGCCCGCACUGCCCAAUGCUGCGGUAUCAGUCCUGGAGGAGCCACAGAACCGAGCCUCGGCGUACAGCCUGGAGCACGCAGACCUGGGCGCAGGCUACUACCGCAAGUACUUCUAUGGCAAAGAACACCAGAACUUCUUCGGCCUGGACGAUGUGCUGGGUCCAGUGGCGGUGAGCCUGCGGCGGGAGGAGAAGGAGGGCAGCGGAGGGGGCACCCUGCACAGCUACCGCGUCAUCGUGCGGACCACGCAGCUCCGGACGCUCCGCGGCACCAUCUCGGAGGAUGCACUGCCACCGGGACCUCCGCGGGGACUGUCCCCAAAGAAACUUCUGGAACACGUGGCACCCCGGCUGAGUCCGACCUGCCUGCGCCUGGGCUCAGCCUCCCCCAAGGUGCCUCGCACGCUGCUCACGCUGGAUGAGCAAGUGCUGAGCUUCCAGCGCAAGGUGGGCGUCCUGUACUGCCAGGCGGGCCAGGGCUCCGAGGAGGAGAUGUACAACAACCAGGAAGCGGGGCCAGCCUUCACACAGUUCCUCACCCUGCUGGGCGACGUGGUGCGGCUCAAAGGCUUUGAGAAUUACCGGGCCCAGCUGGACACCAAAACGGAUUCCACGGGUACACACUCCCUCUAUACCACGUACCAGGACCACGAGAUCAUGUUCCACGUGUCCACCAUGCUGCCUUACACCCCCAAUAACCAGCAGCAGCUCCUGCGGAAGCGCCACAUUGGCAACGACAUUGUGACCAUAGUGUUUCAGGAGCCAGGCAGCAAGCCCUUCUGCCCCACCACCAUUCGCUCGCACUUCCAGCACGUGUUCCUGGUGGUACGGGCGCAUAUGCCCUGCACCCCACACACUUCCUACAGGGUGGCUGUGAGCCGCACACAGGACACCCCCGCCUUCGGACCAGCUCUGCCCCCUGGCGGAGGACCUUUCCCCGCCAAUGCCGACUUCCGGGCCUUCCUGCUAGCCAAGGCACUCAAUGGCGAGCAGGCGGCGGGCCACGCACGCCAGUUCCAUGCCAUGGCCACGCGCACGCGCCAGCAGUACCUGCAGGACCUGGCCACCAACGAGGUGACCACGACAUCGCUGGACUCCGCCUCACGCUUCGGUCUGCCUUCGCUGGGCGGGAGGCGGCGGGCGCCCCCUCGGGGUCCGGGCGCCGAGCUGCAAGCGGCGGGCUGGACUUUCUCCGAGCAGCAGCUCGACCUGUACUACGGCCACGGGGAGGCCAUCACCCUGCGACUGGACGGACCCACAGGCCAGGCCGUGGGCGAGAUUGUAGCGCGCCUGCAGCUGGUGAGCCGCGGCUGCGAGACCCGCGAGCUGGCGCUACCCCGAGACGGCCAAGGCCGCCUGGGCUUCGACGCCGACGCCGAGGGCUUCGUCACACACGUGGAGCGCUUCACGUUCGCGGAGACGGCGGGACUGCGGCCUGGGGCGCGCCUGCUGCGCGUGUGCGGCCAGACGCUUCCUCGCCUCGGCCCUGGCGCGGCCGCCCAGCUGCUGCGCGCAGCGCCCAAGGUCUGCGUCACCGUGCUGCCCCCAGACGACAGCGGCCGGCCGCGCAGGAGCUUUUCGGAGCUGUACACCCUGUCUCUGCAAGAGCCCAGCCGGCGGGGCGCCCCAGAGCCAGUGUCAGAUGAGGCCCCAGGGCUGGCCCUGCUGCCAGCCACAGAGCAACUCCUGCAUCUAUGCCUGCCCCCCAGGGGCCCCCCAGGGCCUGGGGACCUGGCUGAGGAGAGGACCGAGUUCCUGCACAGCCAGAACUCACCCUCGCCUUGCAGCUCCCUGUCGGAUGAGGCGCCCAUCCUCCCCAACACCACGCCAGACCUCCUUCUAGCCACCACGGCCAAGCCUUCAGCACCCAGUGCUGGCAGGGAGACACCUCCCACCCAGGAUGGACCAGGUGGUCGUGGUGGCUGUGAGGACAGGGACAGCCCGGCCCCAGAGCUGAGGACCUCCAUCCUGCCACGAACCUUGUCUCUGCGGAAUUCCAUCAGCAAGAUCAUGUCAGAGGCAGGCAGCGAGACCCUGGAGGACGAGUGGCAGUCCAUCUCGGAGAUCGCCUCCACGUGUAACACCAUCCUGGAGUCACUGUCUCGGGAGGGACAGCCCAUCCCCCAGGGUGGAGACCCCAAGGGACCCCCCAGAUCUGAUGCUGAGCCAGAGCCAGGGAGCCUGUCAGAGAAGGUCUCUCAUCUGGAGUCCAUGCUCAGAAAGCUGCAGGAGGACCUGCAGAAGGAGAAGGCAGACAAGGCAGCCCUGGAGGAGGAGGUGCGGAGCCUACGACACAACAACCGACGGCUGCAGGCCGAGUCGGAGAACGCGGCCACCCGCCUGCUCAUGGCCUCCAAGCAGCUGGGCUCACCCACCACCGACCUGGCCUGA
Messenger RNA from Orycteropus afer afer, 2940 nucleotides. The record is from RefSeq and is a predicted model, not a curated record. NCBI's taxonomy places the organism in Eukaryota, Metazoa, Chordata, Mammalia, Tubulidentata, Orycteropodidae.